This is a messenger RNA of Trichobilharzia szidati, 4164 nucleotides long. NCBI's taxonomy places the organism in Eukaryota, Metazoa, Platyhelminthes, Trematoda, Strigeidida, Schistosomatidae. The record is from the annotation of a GenBank genome assembly.
AUGUACAGGAUAUUCUCAUUAAUUUUUUAUCUCAUUGUAAAUAUCAGAUUCUCAUUACCACUGGAUAUUUCAAAGACACAGGAUAAUGAUGAGCUUAGGAAACCAGUUAUUAUAAAAUCUCCAAAUGAUAUCAUCACAACUGAAAGCGUUCUUGAAUUCACUUGUAAAGCUCAAGGGAAUCCAACGCCUCUAAUUAUUUGGUAUAAUGCAAGUACUGGUGAGCCUUUGAUAGACAGGUUGCAGACAUCUGGUCAUCAAACAAGUAUACAUAUGAAUAAACACCUAGGCAACUUGAUGAUUUCUAAUCCAGCUCCAAGAAAAUCUUACUUUGUUUAUUGUAAUGCAACAAACUCUGUCGGUUGGGUUACAAGUUGGCCACCAGUUCUAGGCGCCAUGGCAUACCUGGACUCUGAAUUCCCUUUAAAUCCGACUGAUAUUGAAGCAGAUCAUGGAGUCAGUGUAACAUUUGACUGUACUCCUCCACAGGGAUUUCCAAAGCCUACGAUAUUUUGGAUUAAAGAUAAUCAAACUAUUAUUGAGGCGAAUAAAUCACAAAAUUCUCAUUUAUCAAAUAUUCGAAUAAUGCCAGAUGGGAAGCUUAGAAUACAUCCAGUAAGUAUUAAAGACACUGGAAAUUAUGUUUGCGCAGCAUCAAAUUUGAUUGGCCAACGAUUGUCCCGUUCUGCACGUUUACAAGUGAAAUCACGUGAUUAUAUUAAGAGAGGAGCAAAACACAUUCGAGCAAGACAAGGUGAGCAAGUUAAGUUGGUUUGUCCAUCCAUCAUUACUGAUAAGCCGAUAAAAUGGAGACGGAAAUCAAAGCAGUCUGUGAUUGCUUCAGAUAGAAUUGAACAGAGAAGAGCUUAUCUAAUCAUCCAUCACGCAACAUAUACUGACUCUGAUGUUUAUAUCUGCACAACACAAGAUGGAGAUGAAGCCGAGAUACGCUUAACAGUUGAAACCCCACCAAUAUUCCUGAAAUCACCAAGCGAUUUGAAUUUAAAUGUAGGCGACAAGGCUGUUUUUCUCUGUUCAGUGGAUGGAAUUCCUAAGCCGAGUAUAUACUGGGAGCUGCCGGACAAAAGUCCUAUUUUCCCAUCAGACAAUUCGCUAGAAAAACAAACAUCAAGUAAGUAUAAAGUUUAUAAUAAUGGAACACUGGAAAUAAAUUCGAUUACAUUACAAGAUGCUGGUAAAUAUCACUGCAUUGCACAUUCCUCAGUUGAUAUGGUCCAGACGAGUGCAGUGUUAAGAGUUAAGCGUAAAAAGAAAACCACAACCAUGCCAUCUUUAAAUUAUAGCCAAAGUACUAACAAGUCAAGAGAAGCUAAAUCGAAGGAGACAUCGUCUAGCGCACCGAAAGCAGUAAGAUAUGUUCCCCCGUAUAUUGGAUUACCUCCAUCAAAUAAAACUCAGGUAGUUGGAGAGUCUGUUCUGAUUGACUGUGAAAUACCGCGUUUUGUUAAAAUAGUUUAUCCGCAUAAACUGAAAGAUGGUGAACAUCUUGGUCAGGAUAGCCUGGAUACAUUUAGUCUUCAAUCAACCGAACAAUGGGAAGUAAGCUGGAAACGUUCUUUACCAUCGAACCCUAACAUAAAUCAGCUUGCUAGUGGAGUUAUUCACGGGAACAGUUCGAGAUUUAAAAUUCUUCAGAGUGGAAGCUUACAAAUAAAUGAUUUACAGAUUAAUGAUUCUGGUGUGUACACCUGUCUAGUCAAAGAUGAUACAAAUAUUGCAAAUGAUGCUACAAUCCAUUUGACUGUAUUAUUUUCUAAACCUAAAGAAGGCAUUUCAGAUUACCUUCAAGAAUAUCCUCUUUCUGCUCCAAAUAAUCUUCAAGUAAUGAAUACAACAGAACAAAGUGUUACAUUAACCUGGAAUCCUCCAUUUUUGUAUGCUACUGGAAGUCAUAGUAGAUCUAUUCUACCCAUGAAUUAUUGGAUUGAACUGUAUACACCUGAUCGACCCAAUGACGGAUGGAUUGUAAUUGAACGUAGUUGGCCGGUUAAUUUGAUUACCUUAAAUGGUCUUAGUGCUAACAUUCCUUAUUAUAUUAUAAUUCGUGCUAAGUUAGGUCAAGGUCGUGUAGGCUGGGCAAGUGAUCCAUUUGGACCUUUGUAUACGGAAACAUCAAACAAUUAUGCUGAGAACAGUUCAAAAAGUGAUAAUUAUAAGAUUGACGAGUUUAUUGCAAAACCUGUGGAAUUAAAAAAUGUCCAGCUGACGGUCUUGUCGCCUAAAAGCAUUCAUGUCAGUUGGAAUGUGUAUGAAGAAGCUGCGGUCUUAUCAAGGAUAAGUGGAUACAUCAUCUACUAUCGCAGUGUAGAACAUGCAAGAUGUCUGAAUGACAAGUAUUCACCAGCCAGCCUAAGUGAUAAGAACUUCAUCAGUAAUUAUUGUAGCUUAAAUCCUGAAAACUACCACAAGUCUGCAGGUGUCAGUGAAGUCUAUAAACGCUUGGAGUUGAUGAGACAAAUCUAUCAAGAAGAACAAGAAAGUAAUACUACAGAUUCUGUUACUUCUUUGCCAGGAGUUAUUUCAACCGUCACUAUCGAUGCAAAUUAUGUGAAAAGUGAGCUAGAUAAGCAUUCACAACGUAUAAAUCACAAGAUUACUUCAUUAUUAACAGAACUUAGACCUUUUCGCUGUUAUGAAGUUGGAAUCAAAGCAUUUAGUGGCAAAAUAUCCGUGAACUACUUAGAAACUAGUGAUAUAUUUACACAUACAGCACUCACCUAUGAAACAAGUCCAAUGUCUCCACCGAGAAAUAUAUUCGCCGGUUGGUUAUUCAGUGAAAGUUUAGAGUUAGGAUGGACAGCACCACGUGUGUCCGACUGGAAUGGUAUUAUUCUUGGAUACAUUGUUUACAUUCAUGACGAAGUCUUGAAAACAUACCACAGUGUAAAUGUGACCUCCGGCAGUAGAAAGGUAGCGAUUAGUUUAAAUUCACUACCGAAAUCAUUCAGUAUUCAGAUAGCUGCUUACACAUGUAUGGGUAUUGGCAUCAGAAGUGACUUGCUAAAAAUCGAUACAAUUCAAGGUAUUAAUUUACAGAAGAACAGAGAAUUGUCAACAGGCAGGACUACUGAAGACCUGAGGAAACCACCAGUUUCACUCUUAACAGAAUAUUCAAUUAAAGAUGAACAACUAAUCAAUCAACCUUGGUUCAUUAGUGCUGUUGUUAGCAGUCUUCUAGCCUGGUGCAUUAUAUUUGGGUUAUGUGUUCUCUGUUGGAUACGUCGUUAUAAAUUUUGUAAGAAGCGCCUUACAUAUCAAAUAUCACAGUCUAAUUUCCAACAUGAAUCACCUUCAAAAAACAAAGAUUGUAAGUCGAAGGUGAAUAGCAUGGAUGAAAUAACAAAGGGUAGUGCAAUACAGCCCAACGGAUAUUUAAAUAAUCAGAUGGGCAAUGGUUCUUUGACGAUAAGUGUAAGUUCUGGGGAUCAGACGCUGGACAUGAAAAUGCAACCUCAUAUUUCAUACCUGCCUAUCAGACAGUCAUCAGAGAAUAUUUCCAAUGGCAGUUCAUUGAACGGCUGUGGUCUUCAGUGUUUUCAAUAUUCUAAUGAACCUCGAAUCAGCGCAUCUAAAUCCCAAUUAAAGUCUGGUAGAUUUCCUACAAGCCAUAAUAUAGCAUCGAAUCCUGCAAAUAACAACCAAAAUAUAUCUCAGGCAUAUCACACAUUCACUAGGCGUUUAAAUCCACAUACACAAACGAAUAGCGGUUUUUUCGUCAACGACACACAAGACCUUGUACAAACAAAUUCAUCACACUUUACCUCAGCUUCUCAAACUAGCUCAGAACCAUUCGAUUCAGCAAUUUAUCUGGAACAGCUGCCAAAUAGGCAACAUUUCAAUGAAUCUCCAGGUCCUCUUCUAACACCGCCAACACCACUUACAGCAGUCAAUGGGGACUAUUGUAAUGAACAUGGAUAUACACCUGUAGUGACACCCUAUGCAACAGCCUCUAUUAUUCCUAAUCAUAAUCGUGAUGUAAUCAUAAAUUCAUCUAGAAGGCAAGUCCAGUUAAAUGAUAACAUACAACAAAAUGACACUAUUAGUUCAUCAGAACUGUAUUCGCAGAAUAUGUACAUAACAUGUAUGGAUAUGCCUAACUGUCAGAAGACAACAAAUGUUACACGCCCUAACGGUAUUGGACAGUAA